AAUAGCCCAUCAAAUUGAGUUUCGCACAUCUUAUUAUUCACAACGGUUUUUCUAGGAAUUAUGUUAUUUUAUUCGAGCGAUGAUUAUGGAUAUAGCGCAAACUCAUUUCUAAAAAGAUUUUAAUUAAUUUCUAAUACGACGAGGCAUACAUUUAACAAGCAUCAGUAUGGCGCUCAUGUGAUCACUUCCUGGUUCAGUCUCAGCGCCAUCUGAGUUUCACAGUGCUGAAUCUUGCAACAGUGAGGGGAAGGACUUGAGAGGAGAGGGCCAGACAGGACAGCAGAUACCAUAACAGAAAGGAGACAGUCGUGCCCUAUAUGUUAAGUGAGGAGAAUGCCUUAGCGUUUGGACUGCUUCUCUGAUCACCAACUGUGUGGGACUUCUAAGAGGCUUCAAGGUGAAGUGGUCUCUGUGUGGAGAGCUCAGCCAUAAUCCCAGGCAGCGAGAUAAACCCUACAGAGUAAGCGCACUGCUGCCUGGCUGCAGCUAUGGACUUUGAUGAGAGUGGUCCUCCCUCCUCCUCAGUGACCCCGCUGCUCUUCUCACCAUGCUGAACGAUGCUGCCUCUGUCAUCUACAUUGUGCUGGAGCUGCUGAUAGCCAUACUGUCCGUGCUGGGCAAUGUGCUGGUCUGCUGGGCCGUCUGUCUUAACAGCAACCUGCAGAGCAUCACCAACUUCUUUUUGGUGUCCCUGGCAGUGGCAGACAUUGCUGUGGGAGUGCUGGGUAUUCCCUUCGCCAUCGUCAUCAGCACGGGCUUCUGCUCCAACUUCUAUGGCUGCCUCUUCAUCGCUUGCUUUGUGCUGGUGCUCACCCAGAGCUCCAUCUUCAGCCUGCUGGCCAUUGCCAUAGACCGCUACAUCGCUAUCAAGAUACCCCUCAGGUACAAUAGCCUGGUGACAGGCCAGCGUGCCAAGGGGAUCAUUGCCGUCUGCUGGGUGCUGUCCAUCAUCAUCGGCCUGACCCCAAUGCUGGGCUGGAAUAAGUUCACUGAGCGCCCCAACAGCACCUGCCCCCCAGGCCUGAUGGAGUGCCUGUUUGAGGAGGUGGUGGUCAUGGACUACAUGGUCUAUUUUAACUUCUUUGCCUGUGUGCUGAUGCCUCUGCUGCUCAUGCUGGUCAUCUACCUGCGGAUCUUCAUGGCAGCUCGGCAUCAGCUGAAGCUCAUAGAACUGAAGGCUGUCCACGGGGGGAAGUCCCACUCCACCCUGCAGAAGGAGAUCCAUGCGGCCAAGUCGCUGGCCAUCAUCGUGGGCCUGUUUGCCAUCUGCUGGCUACCGCUGCACAUCAUCAACUGCUUCACACUGUUCUGCCCUCAGUGUACCCGCCCGCCCCUCUGGAUCAUAUACGUUGCCAUCAUCCUCUCUCACGGCAACUCGGUGGUCAACCCCUUCAUCUACGCAUACCGCAUCCAGGAGUUCCGCCACACCUUCCAGAGGGUCAUCCGCCGCCAUGUCCUGGGCCGCCGGGAGCUGUUUGACAGCGAUGGCAGCACCCGCACCUCCACCCACAACAGCAUCAGCGACUCAGUAAGGGUUAAGGCCAACGGCCUCCGCUUCAACCUCUACACCGAGCACAGCAGCAGUAGCUGUGAGAGCUCCCACCCGUCAUAGCCAUAUCAAACCUGCAGGGGGCAUUCUGAAGCCAGCGCCCAUUCACAACCACCCUCUUACCGUGAUUAGCUCCCACAAUCAAAGGGAAAGCCCCCCUGUGCCACAGCCUCUCAGACAGACACAUACACACCCUUUAUGUCAUCCCCUGCAGUAUGGGGACCAGCAGCAGCAGUCUCCUAAAGGACCGGAGGUGGAAGAGAUAAAGGACAGGCAGGAUCUCUCCCUUGUCCAGGUCAAAUCACUGUUCUAUAAACAUAAAACCUGCUUCACUGAGCUCAUCAGACAGCUACAAAGGAUCUUUAUCACCUGGCCUUUGGUGUGAAAUUACUGUGGAUGCGCAAAUUUUUUGGAGUCAGCUUAGAGUAAAUUACUGGGCAGGCAGGAUCACAAGCUGAGGAUCAGAGUUUGGUUGUAUCCCAUGCUAUCCAGAUGGCCUAAUUCCACAUACUUGGAGGCAUUCUAUCGCCAGGGAUUGUAACCGUGGUCCUGAAUGAGUACGAGCCGAGGACCUACACAAAGGCAGGCAUACAAAGCCUACUGUACAUUCACCAUGCGGAAGAGAACAACUUAUUUUGGGGGCAUGAACAAUUGUAUUUAAAUUAGUUUUAGUUAUUUAUGGAAGAAACGUUAAUGUGACUCGAAUGGUUAAAUGUGAUUCUGUUUACGAUGUUUAUUCUCUUGGUCUGUGACGUGUGAGUGGUGCUUAAAUCUGAAUCCUCACAAUUUACUUUUGCUCUUUGAUAACCGGUGAGGUUUUAAUAAAUUACCUUUAUGAUUAUUCAUGUGUAUUUGGGGAUGGCAAGGAUGUUCCAAGUUUGUGAUAAGGGGACAGUACUACUGCAUUGAUUUAGCAUGUUUGUGCACCAUACAGAUGGACGUUCAGGUUUAUGAUCUUGCAAAUGUAUGAAUGCUCAAAAAAUGAUCAGCGUGUUUUUAAAUUAUAAUGGUUUUAAACUAUUUUGAGGAAUAUCUAUACUACUCUGCACUUUCUCUACUUUGCAGUUCUUCCAACUUGUCUAACUGUCAGUAGCACACACCAAAACUGUUGUGCUGAUCAUUGAGAUUACACAGACAAUUAAAUGGUAAAAAUAAUUAAUCAAUGACAUAGAGCUUACAUUAUUCACUGAAUAUACUCUCAAGUAUUACAUAGCUAUGGCAUUCUCUGCAUUCUCACAUUUUCGAACGCUAUA
This is a messenger RNA of Coregonus clupeaformis (lake whitefish), 2802 nucleotides long. It is a transcript of the gene adora2aa, whose product is annotated as adenosine A2a receptor a. The record is from RefSeq and is a predicted model, not a curated record. Lineage: Eukaryota; Metazoa; Chordata; Actinopteri; Salmoniformes; Salmonidae. Bases 548 to 1612 code for a protein of 354 amino acids. The transcript has 3 exons. Gene Ontology annotation, molecular function: G protein-coupled adenosine receptor activity. Gene Ontology annotation, biological process: adenylate cyclase-activating G protein-coupled receptor signaling pathway; G protein-coupled adenosine receptor signaling pathway. Gene Ontology annotation, cellular component: membrane.